AUUAUAAACCAAAUAAUGGAUGAAUGUAUUCCACACGAGCGAGCCAACCGUGACUUCUAUGUUAAAUUUCCAGAGGAAAUAAGACACGACAACCUUGCAGGACAGCUUUGGUUUGGAGCAGAGUGCUUGGCUGCGGGUUCAAUCAUUAUGAACCGUGAAAUAGAAAGCAUGGCAAUGAGACCGCUGGCCAAAAAUCUGACUCACAGUCUGGAAGAAGUCAGGAACAUAAUCCGUGACCAGGCCCUUCGGGAUCUGAACCUCUACACGGGAAAAAUGAAAGAGGCAUUGAAGCAGUUCGAUGUCCUUUUUGCAGAGUUUGAGCUAAGUUAUGUGUCAGCCAUGGUUCCUGUAAAGUCACCAAAGGAGUACUACGUGCAGCAGGAAGUAAUCGUCCUUUUUUGUGAAACAGUAGAGAGAGCUUUAAAGCUUGGAUACCUCACGCAGGACAUGAUUGAUGACUACGAACCAGCAUUAAUGUUCACUAUUCCAAGAUUAGCCAUUGUUUGCGGGCUUGUUGUUUACUCGGAAGGACCUCUGAAUCUCGACCGUAAGCAAGAAGAGAUGUCUGAGCUUUUCAGACCCUUCCACACGUUACUAAGGAAGAUAAGGGAUCUACUACAGACUCUCACCGAUGAGGAGCUGUAUACUCUGGAGUGUAACCUCUGUAUAUCCCAGGAUUUUGACUUUCCUGAGAGAGCAGAUCCUCAAGUGCCACCUGUCAUCAUCCCAAACUUUAUGGCGGCUUUACCAUCUGAAGAGGUUCCGGAAAAAUCUCCAAAUACCGAAGUGGAGCUUGCCUGUUCCAUACAGUAUGACGAGCAGGAGCUGGAGCAACUGAGUAGAAUGGUUCACAAAGCGGGGGAUGAGAUGUCCUCCUUGCUCUCGCCGCCAAGGGACUGCCGGUCUCCCGUUUGCAGACCUAGCGCGAGGAACGCAGGCAGCAGCCGAAGGGACUCUCCAGAUAUGGUUCUCCUGAACAACUCGCGUAACGAAGAGGAGAGCGUGUUCCUCAUCGAUGACCUCGACGGAGUGAUAGAAGUUCUCUCUGGGACGGGUUCACCCAGCGACGCGUUCUGUGAUUCCUGUCACGCUUCGAAGCGCAGGGCUUCGUGUGGCGACCCCCUGUUGUGCAAAUGCGGUCACCCAACUGAGCAAGGCCCGCUUUUCACGGGGAAAGGAGAGGGCGAUCUCGACAACAACAACACUGAAGAAGGCAAGCCGCCGGCCGAUACCUCACUUCAAAACUCCUGCAGUUGUUUUGAAGGCCCCAAUCCUCAUUUGUACCUCAAUGCCUGGGAUGCGUACGCUCACGACGUGGAAACGGCAGAACUGAUCGCUCACCGGACUGGAGGGAUGAAGAUCUCUGCUACAGUUAUAUUUAAUCCAAAAUCUCCCCCUUCGGAAUCCUCAGAAUCAUCUAAAGUAGUGAAGACUUGCUCUGCCGGGGACUCGCAUUAUUUGGCCGAUGAGGAGGGAGAGUCACAGCAGCCCAGCUUGGCUGCCACAAAUUGCCUUGUCAAUUCCUGUGUGUGUUGCGGGAGUUGUGACGGCGGCGGGGAGGACGGCGGCGCUUUAAAGACUAAUUGCUUCCCGGGGAAAGUCAUAAAUGCCUCUUCCAGUUUACUGAAAUUAAAAGGGAAAAGUCAACUGGAUAAAUCGGACAGCACAGUUUCUGUACAAGAGAUCUCAAAAACCGAGCCCUACAUUUUGCUAGCGGAAAGGAACUCUCCUAGAGAGGAGCCGGCUCUUUCCAGCCACUCUAAGGGCUCGGUGUACUCCUCACCUUCCCAUCUGAGAGCAGAGAAUGGGCCCAAAGUAAACCAAGAAGCCUUUGGCCCAGAACAGAAACGUGAGGAAGGAAGACGGCCGCAUGAAAAGUCAUCAGAGGUUAGCGAAGAAAAGAAUGAAAGGAUAUUAAAGGACGGCGGAUCCAGGAAAAGUUCAAAGCAAGCACUUCCUGCCGUUUUUACCGACCCGGAAAUGGGGUACAAAAUAACAGCACUCUCUGUGUCAAGUUAUUUAACGACACGUUCCUGUUCAUCCAACGAAACCAGUCAGGAAGAAACCCGACUUGCCUUACAAACAGCUGAAAUUUCUACGAGAGAAAAGAUCCGAUCUCGAUUUCACAGCAGUAACGACUUGAUUCACAGGCUCUUUGUCUGCAUCUCAGGUGUAGCUGACCAACUCCAGACCAACUACGCCUGCGACCUGCGAAGUAUUUUGAAGACCUUGUUUGAAGUUAUGGCAACUAAAGCUGACGUGGAGGACCAGAAGAUACAAAAGAAAGUCAAUCCUUGUUUAAGAAGUCCAGCACUGGAAGAUUGUGUUUUGUGUCAGGAGUCUGUGUCAUCUUCAGAAUUUGCAACGAAACCCAUGGCUGGAGACUUUGAAGAUCCUCCUGACUGGGUGCCAGAUGAAGCCUGCAGCUGCUGUACUGCAUGCAAGGCACCCUUCACCGUCAUUCGCAGGAAGCACCAUUGCAGGAGCUGCGGAAAGAUCUUUUGCUCCCGCUGUUCCUCUCACUCUGCCCCAUUACCUCGCUACGGCCAAAUGAAGCCUGUUCGGGUUUGCACCCACUGCUACGUGUUCCACGUGACUCCCUUUUACAGAGACAAAUGGGACGUCUGAUGAAAAACUAGAGCCGUGAACCAGUCUUGCACCGUCAUCUGCGUACGGGGCUGCC
This is a messenger RNA of Gekko japonicus, 2683 nucleotides long. It is a transcript of the gene ZFYVE28, whose product is annotated as zinc finger, FYVE domain containing 28. The record is from RefSeq and is a predicted model, not a curated record. Gene Ontology annotation, molecular function: metal ion binding. Gene Ontology annotation, biological process: negative regulation of epidermal growth factor-activated receptor activity. Lineage: Eukaryota; Metazoa; Chordata; Lepidosauria; Squamata; Gekkonidae. Gene Ontology annotation, cellular component: early endosome membrane. The transcript has 12 exons. Bases 16 to 2628 code for a protein of 870 amino acids.